GGGUGCCGCGGGUGGCGGCCGUUGCGCGGCCGUGGCGACGGGAUAGGGCGGGUGGCGCGGCGGCAGCGCUCGCACCACCAUGGCGGCAGCAGCAGCGGCGGCUGGGCGGGCGCGGCGAGGGGCGCCCGUAUACUCGCAGAAAGAGCUCACGUCAAAGAAAAGAGGUGAGUUUGAAGACAUCUUGGAGGAAAGACGGAUGUCCAGUGACUUGAGAUACGCAAUGAAAUGCUAUGCACCUGUGAUCUACAAAGGGCUUUCACCGUGCAAGCCAAGUGCUAUUAAAAGUGCUGUUCUCCAUUCAGAGCAAGUUCAAUAUGUUAUCAGGCAGUUAGCAAAAGAGACAGGAGAGUCAUCUGAUAUUAUUCAAGAAGCAGCCAUGGAAAUCCUGGAUGAGAUGGGCCACAGUAUGCAAUUAGGAGCUGUCAGAUUUUUUGCCUUUACUCUGAGCAAAAUAUUUAAACGGCUUUUUCAGAGAGUUUGCGUGAAUGAAGAAGGAAUGCAAAGAUUGCAACAGGCCAUUCAAGAGCAUCCUGUUGUACUACUGCCCAGUCACCGAAGCUACGUAGAUUUUUUGAUGCUGUCUUAUUUGCUAUAUACAUACGACUUGGCUCUGCCUGUCAUUGCUGCAGGAAUAGAUUUCCUAGGAAUGAAAAUAGUUGGCGAGCUGCUACGAAGGGCAGGUGCCUUUUUUAUGCGACGUUCUUUCGGUGGGAACAGACUCUAUUGGGCAGUUUUUGCUGAAUAUGUAAAAACUAUGUUAAGGAAUGGCUAUGCCCCAGUCGAAUUUUUUCUUGAAGGGACUAGAAGCCGCACGGCCAAGACUCUGACUCCAAAGUUUGGUCUUCUCAGUAUUGUGAUGGAGCCAUUUUUUAAACGUGAAGUCUUCGACACGUACCUUGUUCCCAUCAGCAUCAGCUAUGAGAGGAUAUUAGAAGAAUCCCUCUAUGCAUAUGAGCUCCUAGGAGUCCCGAAGCCCAAAGAAUCUACAUCUGGCUUGUUGAAAGCCAGAAGAAUCCUCAGUGACAAUUUUGGGACGAUACAUAUUUAUGUUGGCCAGCCGGUGUCACUCAGAACCUUAGCAUCUGGGAGGAUCAAUCGAUGCCCAUAUAAUUUGGUUCCCAGGCAUCUGCCCCAAAAGCCAUCUGAGGAUAUUCAAGAAUUUGUUAGCGAUGUAGCUUAUAAAAUGGAACUCCUGCAAAUAGAAAAUAUGGUUUUGAGCCCUUGGGUACUAGCUGCUGCUGUCCUGCUCCAGAAUUUGCCAGCCAUGGAUUUUGAACUUCUAAUAGAAAAGACUCUUUGGCUUAAAGGCUUAACACAGACUUUUGGAGGAUUCAUUGAGUGGCCUGAUAACCUAUGUGCCAAAAAAGCAAUCACAUCUGGCCUCGCCCUGCAUUCCAAUGUUGUUUGCCUUGUCGAUGGCCACGUGGUCCUAAAUGACAAAGGAGCAGAAGGUGGAGCUGUAGGGGAAAUCGUCUUUAAGCGAGCUUUGGCCAUCCUCAUGUGUGGAACCUACAGGAACCAGCUGUUGAACGUGUUUGUGCGCCCGUCUCUGGUGGCAGUUGCCUUGCAAAUGACACGCAGCUUCCGAAAAGAGGAAGUCUAUAGCUGCUUCAGCUUCUUGAGAGAUGUUUUUUCUGAUGAGUUCAUCUUCUUUCCUGGCAUUUCAUUGAAGGAUUUUGAAGAAGGAUGUUUUCUACUUACAAAAUGUGAUGCAAUUCAAACAACUCAACAAGAAAUCUACCCUACUGACAAAGGAAGUGUUGUAAUAUCUUUCCUGUCAGCUAUGUUCAGACCUUUUUUGGAAGGUUAUCAGUUAAUUUUCAGAUACCUCUCAAAGGAAGCAAAAGCAGCCUUUACCGAGAAGCAGUUUAUACCUGGAGUCCGCAACUUUGUUUUUCAGCUUCUUGAGAAGGGGAAUACUCAGUGUUAUGAAGCAUUGUCUUCUGACAUCCAGAAGAAUGCCUUGGCAGCUCUUGUGCAGCUAGGUGCAGUGAAGAAGAAGAAGAUGACCAAUGGAUUCACUUAUAGUAUAAAUCAAGAAGCCGUUAAUAAAAUUCUGGACAUGUUUGUGUUCCGCAACCAGCUGCCGCGCCGCAACGACACCUACCCCGAGGAGCCGCCGCCGCGCGAGCCGCCGCCCGCCAGCGCCGCUGCCGCCGUGCAGCCCCGGCGGCUGCGCAGCGGCGCCGCCCUGUGCCGCGUCUGCGGCUGCCUGGGGCCCCGCGUCUGCGGGCGCUGCCGCCGCGCCGCCUACUGCGGCCCCGAGCACCAGGCGCUGGACUGGCGGCGGGGGCACCGGCGGACCUGCGCGCAGCCCGGCGCCGCAGAUGAUUUGGAGGAUGCAGUUCCAGACCAUAAUGAAUUCCUUUUUCCAGAAUAUGAAAUUUUGAUAGAACCUGAGGAACCAGAAUCUCCUGCUGAUAGCAGUGUAGAUCCUGAUGAUGAAGCAGCUAUAGAUACAUCAGGGAACUCAGACAAACAAGAGGAACUCAGAGCUACAGGCAGUGCAAGUGAAGCAUUGGAAUCUUUAGAUGAAGAGACAUUGGAAGCAAUGGCAAAACAUGAGACUGAAGAUGACAAGAUCUUCCAAAAGUUUAAGGAGCGAAUAGCUGCAGAACCAGAGCAGAUUAUUAGAUACUGCAGAGGAGGAGAAGGCCCCAUCUGGGUAUCAGGUGAAAAUGUUCCUGAAGAAAAGGAUAUCCCAAAUUGCUCAUGUGGUGCCAAAAGGAUAUUUGAAUUCCAGAUUAUGCCACAGCUCCUGAACCACAUGAAGGUCGACAGCCUUGGAGAGAGCAUUGACUGGGGAACACUGGUGGUGUACACAUGUGCCAAUAACUGUAAUGAGGGGAAUCAGUACACUGAGGAGUUCAUAUGGAAACAAGACUUCUCUGCAGGCUCUAUGUAACUUCCAUCAUGUUACUAAGUUGAAUCAUCUAAAUCUAAUACUUUCCUUGUUUCAGUGCAUCUGUGCACUUUGCAAACAGGUAACUGAACUGCUGUCACUGAUAUCUUGUAACUGUGAUAAAAAUACUGAGAAAAGUGGACCUUGGCAGCUGCUUUCCUGUGCUCCAAUAGAGCAUUUUACUUCAGCCUGCUGCUGAAACCAGAUGCUUUUUUCCAGUAAACUUCACCUCAAAUCUUGCGUCCUAUCAUGCAGCAUAAUUCCAAAUAUUUAAAUAAAGAUGAAAUACUCUUGGA
Dromaius novaehollandiae (emu) is the source of this 3198-nucleotide messenger RNA. RefSeq names its product glyceronephosphate O-acyltransferase (gene GNPAT). Gene Ontology annotation, molecular function: glycerone-phosphate O-acyltransferase activity; glycerol-3-phosphate O-acyltransferase activity. The transcript has 20 exons. Gene Ontology annotation, biological process: ether lipid biosynthetic process; phospholipid biosynthetic process; fatty acid metabolic process. Gene Ontology annotation, cellular component: cytoplasm; peroxisome; mitochondrial membrane. The record is from RefSeq and is a predicted model, not a curated record. Bases 80 to 2905 code for a protein of 941 amino acids. Lineage: Eukaryota; Metazoa; Chordata; Aves; Casuariiformes; Dromaiidae.